AUGGAUUUCAUCAUCAGAUCGAGAGCAAACAAAGCUAUUGUGGAAAAGGGACCUACACCUUUAUACGCCGAAGAGCUCAAACUUUCAUUAGCUAAAUACAAAGAUUUACAGGAUCUGUGUAACAAAAAUGUGAUUCCAAACAGAUACCAUCAAGAAUAUUUAAGUAUGAAGCAUGAUGAAAACGUACGUGAUGCUUUAGCUGAAACAGAUGAAGAUGAGGAGAAUUAA
Messenger RNA from Parnassius apollo (apollo), 228 nucleotides. The record is from the annotation of a GenBank genome assembly. Lineage: Eukaryota; Metazoa; Arthropoda; Insecta; Lepidoptera; Papilionidae.